UUUGAGAGAGAAAGAGGGUGUUGGAUUGUAUUUACAGACGCUGCCUCAUCGAUGUGACGGGUCAGGGGCGAGCCCUUCGUGAUCCCCAUCUCCCUUCCCCCUCCCUCCAUCUCUCUCUCUCUCUCUCUCCCUACAUACUCCCCCCCAACUCUCUCACUCUCUCCCUACGAGCUCAGUGGUGGGAACAACAAUGGCGACGAGCUCUCCCUAGCGCCUCUACUACUACGGCUACUACUACUACUACUACUACUCUCUCUCUCUCUUUUUCUAGAGUGGGUUCUGGAUGGGUUGGGAGUGUCGGGUCGGAGCUUCUAGAACCUUCAGACGAGGAGCGUAGUGGAGGAGGAGGAGGAGGAGCGUAGUGGAGGAGGAGGAGGCCAUGGAGGAUCCUCGGAGGAGAAACCUGCUACUGCUCGUCGCCUCAUUUUUGGUUCUGUGUGGGGGUUUUAGAUCGGUUUGUGGUGGGAAUGACGGAGAUGGUGCUACAUUGCUGGAGAUAAAGAAGUCGUUUCGCAAUGCGGAUAAUAUACUGUAUGACUGGAGCGAAUCCUCGAUCUCCGAUUACUGCUCAUGGCGAGGAGUGAUCUGCGACAAUGUAACCUUCAAUGUUAUUGCCCUAAACCUAUCAAGCUUGAAUCUUGAAGGGGAGAUCUCACCGUCAAUUGGGAACCUGAAGAGCCUAAUCUCUAUAGACUUGAAAGCAAAUCGUUUUUCCGGACAGAUUCCAGAUGAAAUUGGUGAUUGUCCGUCGUUAAAAGUGAUAGACAUAUCAUACAACAAUAUCUUUGGUGAUAUACCAUUUUCAAUUUCUAAAUUAAAGCAAUUGGAGAACUUGAUAUUGAAAAACAACCAAUUGAUCGGGCCUAUUCCUUCAACACUAUCUCAGAUACCAAAUUUGAAGAUUCUAGACUUGGCUCAAAACAAGUUGAGUGGGGAAAUUCCGAGGCUUAUUUAUUGGAAUGAAGUUCUGCAGUAUCUGGGAUUGCGAGGGAAUAAUUUGGAGGGAAUCCUAUCUCCCGAUAUGUGCCAGUUGACUGGGUUGUGGUACUUCGAUGUUAAGAACAAUAGCUUGACAGGGGGCAUACCUCAGAGUAUUGGGAACUGUACAAGUUUUCAGGUUUUGGAUCUAUCGUACAAUCAGUUUUCUGGAGAUAUUCCCUUCAACAUUGGGUUCUUGCAAGUUGCUACUUUGUCGCUGCAAGGGAACAAGUUCUCCGGGCCUAUUCCAUCUGUGAUUGGUCUUAUGCAGGCUCUUGCAGUGUUAGAUCUAAGCUGUAACCUUCUAAGUGGUCCCAUUCCACCUAUCUUAGGCAACUUGACCUACACUGAAAAACUGUAUCUGCAAGGAAAUAAAUUGACAGGGCCCAUCCCGCCAGAGCUUGGAAACAUGACAAGACUUCAUUAUUUGGAGCUUAAUGAUAAUCGGCUCACUGGGAGCAUUCCACCUGAGCUUGGGAAACUUAGCGAUUUGUUUGACCUGAAUGUCGCAAACAACUAUCUUGAAGGGCCGAUUCCUGAUAACCUCAGCUCAUGUGUCAAUCUCAAUAGUUUAAAUGCACAUGGGAACAAGCUGAAUGGAACCAUUCCACGUUCGUUCAAAAAGCUCGAAAGCAUGACUUACUUGAAUCUAUCAUCAAACAAUUUAAAGGGUCCUAUUCCUAUUGAACUGUCGAGAAUUGGUAAUUUGGAUACUCUGGAUCUUUCAUGUAACAAAAUAAGCGGUCCCAUAUCAUCCUCUAUUGGUUCUUUAGAGCAUCUUCUAAAAUUAAACUUGAGUGACAACCAUCUAGCUGGCUACAUUCCUGGGGAGUUUGGAAAUUUACGAAGUAUCAUGGAGAUUGAUAUAUCUCAUAAUCAAUUAUCUGGCCUAAUUCCACAAGAACUUGGUCUGCUACAAAAUCUCUUCUUACUAAAAUUAGAGAGUAACAAUUUGUCAGGUGACAUUAUAUCUCUCACCAACUGCUUCAGUCUUACUGUGCUGAAUGUAUCAUACAACAAUUUGGUUGGUGAAAUUCCCACAGACAACAAUUUCUCACGAUUUUCACCUGAUAGCUUUAUAGGCAAUCCUGGGCUUUGUGGCUAUUGGCUAAGUUCAUCUUGUCGUUCAUCACAUCCAGCAGAGAGAGCUCCAAUCUCAAAAGCCGCAAUCCUUGGAAUUGCCUUGGGUGGCCUUGUAAUACUAUUAAUGAUCUUGGUAGCUGUUUGCAGGCCGCACAAUCCUCCCCCCUUCCCAGAUGGUUCAAUAACCAAACCAGGGAACAACAACCAACUACUUAUUAAACCAAUACUCGACUUCUUUGCAGUGAAUGUUACACCCAAGCUUGUGAUACUGCAUAUGAACAUGGCCCUUCAUGUGUAUGAAGACAUUAUGCGGAUGACCGAGAACUUGAGUGAAAAAUACAUAAUCGGCUAUGGUGCAUCAAGCACUGUGUACAAAUGCAUGCUCAAGAAUUGUAAGCCAGUGGCGAUAAAGAGGCUCUACUCCCACUAUCCACAGAGCUCAAAGGAAUUCGAGACUGAAUUAGAGACUGUUGGGAGUAUAAAGCAUCGAAACCUGGUCAGCCUACAAGGAUACUCCUUGUCCCCAUCCGGCAACCUGCUUUUUUAUGAUUACAUGGAAAAUGGCAGCCUCUGGGAUCUUCUGCAUGGCCCGACCAAGAAGAAAAAGCUCGAUUGGGACACUCGUCUCCGGAUCGCUUUGGGAGCGGCACAAGGCCUGGCUUAUCUGCACCAUGACUGCAGUCCCCGCAUUAUACAUCGUGAUGUGAAGUCCUCAAACAUUCUUCUUGACAAGGACUACGAAGCUCACCUCACUGACUUUGGCAUCGCAAAGAGCCUGUGCGUGUCGAAGACUCACACGUCGACUUACGUAAUGGGCACCAUUGGCUACAUUGAUCCCGAAUAUGCACGCACCUCCCGGCUCAAUGAGAAAUCGGAUGUCUAUAGCUAUGGCGUUGUCCUCCUUGAAAUCUUAACUGGUAAAAAGGCAGUGGAUAACGAGUGCAAUCUACAUCACCUGAUACUUUCCAAAGCAACGAACAAUGCGGUGAUGGAGACGGUGGAUCCGGACGUCUCUUCCACAUGCAAAGAUCUCGGGGAGGUCAAGAAGGUCUUUCAACUGGCCCUCCUGUGCACCAAGCGGCAGCCGUCUGAUCGUCCCACCAUGCACGAGGUGACCCGCGUGCUGGGCUGCCUCGUCCGGCCCCUCCCGUCCCCGAAGCCCGCCCAGGCCCUAACCCUACCCCCGCCGCAGUCCCUCCCCAGCUACAUCGACGAGUACUCCAACCUCAAGAGCCCCAGCGCCCUAACCUGCGCCGCAUCGAUGAGCUCUUCCGACGCCCAGCUCUUCCUCAAGUUCGGCGAGGUGAUAUCACAGAACACCGACUGAAGUAAAGUAAAAUUAUUAUCGACGGGAGUACGAAAGCGGCUUUGUAAAUUCGGUGAUCUUGGUUUUAUUUGCUCUCGAUAUUUUGUAGCAUCAGGAUCAUGUGAACUGUAUUAAAUAGUUUUUGGAUAGUAUCAGAGAAAGCUGGUUGGCUGUUUUGCUUA
Messenger RNA from Ananas comosus (pineapple), 3549 nucleotides. Its product is annotated as LRR receptor-like serine/threonine-protein kinase ERECTA. NCBI's taxonomy places the organism in Eukaryota, Viridiplantae, Streptophyta, Magnoliopsida, Poales, Bromeliaceae. Gene Ontology annotation, cellular component: plasma membrane. The coding region runs from base 380 to 3388 and encodes 1002 amino acids. Gene Ontology annotation, biological process: protein phosphorylation; hormone-mediated signaling pathway. The transcript has 28 exons. Gene Ontology annotation, molecular function: receptor serine/threonine kinase binding; protein kinase activity; ATP binding. The record is from RefSeq and is a predicted model, not a curated record.